AUGAACCAUUACUCCAAGGAUGCCAAGCUUAGACCACUAAAGUCCUUGGGCUUCGUGCUCUAUGCGCCGGCCGGGUUGCUCACUGGUAGUGGAGUGUUUGGUGGUUCCCGCUGUUCCAGCAUUCUAAGAACUGGUAGUUCCGCCGGGAGUACACCUUUAGGAUGUUAUAAAAAACUGAUAGAAUAUCACAAGAAGGGAGACCUGUCUUUUAAAUAUGUGAAGACCUUUAACAUGGACGAAUAUGUAGGACUUCCAAGAAAUCAUCCUGAAAGCUACCAUUCUUAUAUGUGGAAUAACUUUUUUAAGCAUAUUGAUAUAGACCCUAAUAAUGCACAUAUCCUUGAUGGGAAUGCUGCAGAUUUACAAGCAGAAUGUGAUGCUUUUGAAAAGAAAAUAAAAGAAUCUGGAGGGAUAGACCUUUUUGUUGGAGGAAUUGGUCCAGAUGGUCAUAUUGCUUUCAAUGAACCAGGAUCCAGUUUAGUGUCAAGGACAAGAUUAAAGACCUUAGCAAUGGACACCAUUUUGGCAAAUGCUAAAUACUUUGAUGGAGAUUUAUCAAAAGUGCCAACUAUGGCUCUAACUGUUGGUGUGGGAACAGUGAUGGAUGCUAGAAAAAUAAUGAUCCUCAUUACAGGUGCACACAAGGCAUUUGCCCUGUACAAAGCGAUAGAAGGAGUCAAUCACGUGUGGACUGUUUCAGCUUUCCAGCAGCACCCCCGAACUAUUUUUGUAUGUGAUGAAGAUGCUACCUUAGAAUUAAGAGUUAACACUGUGAAAUACUUUAAAGGUUUAAUGCAUGUGCACAAUAAACUUGUGGAUCCACUACACAGUAUGAAAGUAGGAAAUUGAAGGAGAUUGGAGCAAAAUUCUGCUUGAAUGAACAGAACACUCUUAUAUUUAGUAGAUGAAUUUUCAGCUAUGCAGUAUGAUAA
Messenger RNA from Tupaia belangeri chinensis (Chinese tree shrew), 932 nucleotides. RefSeq names its product glucosamine-6-phosphate isomerase 2-like. The transcript has 3 exons. Gene Ontology annotation, biological process: N-acetylglucosamine catabolic process; N-acetylneuraminate catabolic process; carbohydrate metabolic process. Bases 1 to 849 code for a protein of 282 amino acids. NCBI's taxonomy places the organism in Eukaryota, Metazoa, Chordata, Mammalia, Scandentia, Tupaiidae. The record is from RefSeq and is a predicted model, not a curated record. Gene Ontology annotation, cellular component: cytoplasm. Gene Ontology annotation, molecular function: identical protein binding; glucosamine-6-phosphate deaminase activity.